AUGAUAUAUCAUUGGGAUGCAUUGGAAAAUAUAUUAGCUAUUCUCAUAUAUGGGCUAGUAUUGUUCCCAACCCAUGAAGGUUUUAUAGAUUCAGCUGCCAUAAGUUUCUUUUGGGCCGUUUGGAAGGAUAAACAAAGUUUGGUUCCUCCACUAAUAGCUGACACUUUUCAUACUUUGCAUACUCGACAUCAAAAGAAGAAUGGAAUGUUGAUAUGUUGCCUUCCAUUUCUUUAUAAUUGUCUUAUCUCAUAUGUGUUCAAGCCUAAUGCUCACAUCAGUGAAAUUUCCAAUGGGGAUUGGGCAAGAACUCUGGUGUCUUUGUUUAGUAAGGAUAUCAUUUGGUACCGACGCAAGCUGAAUGUUGAAGAAAUCAUUGUUAGUUGUGGUAGUUUUCCAAAUGUACCACUAAUAGGAUCUAAAGGUUACAUCAGAUACAACCUUGUGUUAGCUCUGCGACAAUUUGGAUACCCUAUGCGUGGGAAGCCCGAUGAUAAAGAGUUAGAAGAGAUGGUUUUGAAUGAUAUGGGAACCAAUGAUCCAGUUCUACUCCAUAAGAUCAUCCGAUCUUGGGAAAAGGUGCAUACCAAAGGAACAAAAUUAGCAAAGAAGAAUGGUGCAGCAAGGGUUCCUUAUCAGCAAUGGGUCUCAGAGAGGAUCAAAGUGGUGAAGCUCCCUUUUUCUGUAGAGAUUCCUCUAAAGUAUACUUCACCAGAACCAGUCCCUGUUUCUCUUGAAGAGGUGGAAGAACUUUGA
Messenger RNA from Lathyrus oleraceus (garden pea), 753 nucleotides. RefSeq lists its product as uncharacterized. Lineage: Eukaryota; Viridiplantae; Streptophyta; Magnoliopsida; Fabales; Fabaceae. The transcript has a single exon. Bases 1 to 753 code for a protein of 250 amino acids. The record is from RefSeq and is a predicted model, not a curated record.